Molecule: messenger RNA, 3116 nt
Organism: Labeo rohita (rohu)
Lineage: Eukaryota; Metazoa; Chordata; Actinopteri; Cypriniformes; Cyprinidae
Gene: rad54b
Product: RAD54 homolog B
Exons: 15
Coding region: 83-2836 (917 amino acids)
Biological process (GO): double-strand break repair via homologous recombination; reciprocal meiotic recombination
Cellular component (GO): nucleus
Molecular function (GO): ATP binding; DNA translocase activity; ATP-dependent chromatin remodeler activity
Source: RefSeq, a predicted model, not a curated record
CCGCGGGAGACUCGAGCUUUCCGAGGGAGUUUUUGAAAACAGGAAAAGUGAUUGACAGACGAGGAAGAAACAAAAUAAAAGGAUGCGUAGAUCUGGAGCUCCGAGUCAGCUCCGUGGAAAUGCUGCUAAAAUACCCAGGUUUAUGCCACCAGGGCCUGCGAGGAAUGAUGGACCACCUUUAUCUGGUCCCCAACCAGAACCAUCAGUCCCGUCACCACCAGCACCCAAUGCUUUGGGAAAUGUGCUGCUUAAUAAGGUUCAGAAGUGUUUGAGUAGUGCAGAUGCUCCAUCUGUGACUAGUGCUCCAGUGGGCAGUAAGGCUUUAGCCAGGGUCCUGAGUGCAGUUCCUCAAGGUGAAUUUAACGAAAACAGCUUCAGGUCUUCACCUGACUUUCCUGAGCCUGAACAACCAGCAGAUAAAGACAGCUGCUCAACUCAGCCAAACACGCAUCCCAACAACACAGCUACCGCACGCUACUAUAGCGUAAUGUGGUGUAAGGCAUCAUCAAGGAAGCAUAAGCGCUGGGAAGGCGACGCUGUGCUGGUUGCCAGGGGGCGGACUGUUGUCCUCAAAGACAUGGAGGGACGGGACAUUGGACGAGGUUCAGGCUACAAGGUAUCGGAGCUGGAGAGCUUGAGUGAGGGUCAGACUCUUAUGGUAGGAGGGAAGCAAAUCGAGGUCAUGGGGGUUAUAUCCGAUGAGGACUACGCCAAAGGUCGUUGCUUUCAAGAUGCUGCUGUUGAGACUCCUGCAGAAACAGUCUUGAAAGCUCCUGUAUAUCGACCGGUGUCUAAAUCCUUUACCAGACCAGCGCUCAAGGGAGGUGCACUUACAGAUUCUGAACCUGACAAACCAAUCUGUAAGCCCAGACAUGACCCAAAUGCACCAGGUGCCCUUGUGAUGCCGCGACCGACAACUGAUCACCAAUGGCUGUAUAAUAAAUCCGGUUCUCCACUGGUGGAUGUGGUCAUUGACCCCCAUUUGACCAAUCAUCUUCGGCCACAUCAGAAAGAGGGCGUGGUCUUCCUUUACGAAUGUUUAAUGGGAAUGAGACUGUCUGGCCGCUGUGGGGCUAUUCUGGCAGAUGAGAUGGGCCUUGGGAAGACUCUGCAGUGUGUUUGUGUUCUGUGGACGCUACUGAGACAGGGCCCCUAUGGUGGACGGCCUGUACUGAAGAGAGCACUUGUGGUUUGUCCAGGAAGUUUGGUCAAGAACUGGGCUGCUGAGUUCAACAAGUGGCUGGGCAGGGAGAGGAUCAGUGUUUACACUGUGGACCAGGAUCAUCGCGUGGAGGAUUUUGUGUCUUCUCCUCUUUGCUCUGUUAUGGUGAUCAGUUACGAGAUGCUGCUGCGCUCUGUGGACCAGCUUAAAGAGCUGGAUUUUGGAGUGCUCAUCUGUGACGAGGGUCAUCGCCUUAAAAACAGCAACAUCAAAACGGCCGGUGCAAUCACAGCCCUCUCAUGCGAACGCCGUCUUAUAUUAACAGGUACUCCAGUGCAGAAUGACCUGCAGGAAUUUUAUUCCAUCGUUGAGUUUGUAAAUCCAGGAAUUCUGGGAACAUCAGCAGCCUACAGGAAGAUUUAUGAAGAGCCCAUUCUCAGAUCUCGCCAGCCCACCUGCACUGAGGAGGAGCGGUGCAUUGGAGAGGAGCGUGCCGCUGAGCUCUUUCGUCUAACAGGUGUGUUUACGUUACGGCGCACUCAGGAGAUCAUUAAUCAGUAUUUAUCCGAGCGGAUAGAGUGGACCGUAUUCUGCAAACCUACUGAACUGCAGCUGCGUCUGUAUGGAGUCCUGCUGGCCACGCGGCCUAUCAGAGCCUGCCUCUCUGGUGCCAGCACACACACUUACACACACAGCCCACACCUUGCAUGCAUCAACGCCCUCAAGAAGCUCUGCAACCACCCUGGGCUGCUCUACAACACUUUACAGGAAAAGUCAGAUGAGAUGUAUGAGGAUGGAAUUAUGGAACUCUUUCCUGAGGGAUACGCUACAGGUGCUUUUGGCAGUGCAGACUCUGGGAAACUUCUAGUGCUUACAGACCUGCUGUCAGCAAUACAGCACGUCAAUCGCACAGACAGGGUUGUUUUGGUGUCAAACUACACACAAACUCUUGACUUACUGCAGGAUGUCUGUGAUCACAUAGGCUAUAAAUGGUGUCGGCUUGAUGGACAGACACCUGUAGCCCAGAGACAACGCAUUGUUGAUUCCUUCAACAGCCCACAUUCAUCCCACUUCCUGUUGCUACUUAGUUCGAAGGCUGGAGGGGUGGGACUAAACCUCAUUGGUGCCUCACAUCUUAUUUUAUAUGAUAUAGACUGGAACCCUGCCAAUGACAUACAGGCCAUGGCACGUGUGUGGAGAGAUGGACAGAAGAAAACAGUUCACAUCUACAGAUUUCUUACAACAGGUUCCAUAGAAGAAAAGAUUUAUCAGAGGCAGGUUAGUAAACAAGGGCUUUCUGGGACAGUGGUGGACCUGUCCAAGAAAGCUGAUCAUAUUAGCUUUUCUGCUGAGGAGCUGCGGGACCUUUUCAGCUUUGACCCUAAUACCACCUGCCUCACGCACGACCUACUCGACUGCCAGUGCUCUGGAGAUGGAAAUACACCAGGCUUUGAGAAGGAGAUAAAGGAGGAGACCGGAAGGGCGUGUCAGCUGGGUCGCCAUGCGGACAGCACGGUAUCAUUUCCACAACGAGUCAGCAUGUCCGAGCUCAUGCACUGGAGGCAUUUCUCUGGGGAUGUUCAAUCAUAUGAUGAUAUUUACCUAAACCAUGCCCGUAACCACAUCACAUACGCCUUUCAAAGCACCACUUCUAAAUCCCAAACCACAGCCUAAACUCUUCCUCCUCCCAAGACUUUUAUUUACAAACCCACUACCCUCAUGCACUCAUGUUAAUAUAUGAUGUAAGACUGAACAUUAAAAAUUUUCCUUUUAAUAAAUCUUAUUACGUUGUUAUUACGUUUUGGUUGAGUGCGCAAGCAAGUGUGCUCGUAUCCAUUUAGGGAACACGCUGAUUUAAAUAUCUGCUCCCUCUGUCAGAAUGAAUCAGAGCUGUACACAAAAAUAGAUUAAUAGCGCAAUCAGAAACAUUAAUAGAAGCGGCAAAAAGCAGCAG